This is a messenger RNA of Bombyx mandarina (wild silkworm), 671 nucleotides long. RefSeq names its product pterin-4a-carbinolamine dehydratase (gene Pcd). NCBI's taxonomy places the organism in Eukaryota, Metazoa, Arthropoda, Insecta, Lepidoptera, Bombycidae. Gene Ontology annotation, molecular function: 4-alpha-hydroxytetrahydrobiopterin dehydratase activity. The record is from RefSeq and is a predicted model, not a curated record. Gene Ontology annotation, biological process: tetrahydrobiopterin biosynthetic process.
UACUAAACAUGUGAUUGUGAUUUGGUUUGCGUUUAAUAACUCAGCUGGACGAAAAGAAUUAGCAUAAAUUUCCUUAAAUGAAUAAGACAACUAUGACGUUUGCGAAUGGGUAUUUGUUAAGUGCACGUUCGAUAGCGAUACACUUUCACCCCGCGAGGUCGGUCCGACCGGCGCGGACCGUCGCGAUCAAUCGCAGCCUUGCCGCCGUCCGUUACGCCAGUGUGUCCUCGACAUCACCGAGUAAAAGGAAAAUGGCUGAUAAACUUAAUCAAGAGGAGCGCACAACUGAGCUCAAACCUCUACUGGAAUCUGGUUGGAAAAUUCAAAGCAACAGAGACGCCAUAGAAAAGGAAUUUCAGUUCAAAAAUUUUAAUGAAGCUUUUGGAUUCAUGACGAGGGUCGCGCUGCUAGCUGAGAAAAUGGAUCAUCAUCCUGAGUGGUUCAAUGUAUACAACAAGUUGCAAGUGACACUUUCUUCACAUGACGUAAAUGGAUUGAGCAAAAGGGAUAUCAAAAUGGCCAGUUUUAUGGAUAAAAAUUAUAAUUAAACAUUUUUUUUUUGGUAUACAAUGGUGUGAUAAUAUUUAUUAAAGAGAUAAACAUGUGAUUUGGAUAAAAGCGUUGUUGUAAUGUUUAAAAAAUUAAUAAAAAUGUUUUCUUUAUGCAGAUUA